AGACUCGCUGAGGAUGAGUCUCGUGUCGGGAGUGCUGUGAGUGUGUUUUGGACGUUUGGUACAGCGAGAUAUCGUCGAAUAGUGGCCAAAGUGGCUGCGAACAUAUUGACGAGACGAGACAUCGGGAUUGCUGAACCUCGGCGCCUUCGUACGUUACAGCAAUAAGAAAUUCUUGUACUGUCAUUCACGCUUUCGAGAGUCUCGCGUGCGACUCGUCGUCGUCAGCUGUGCUAGAGACAAGUCUCGUGUCUGUCGUGACGAGAUAUCGCGUCCAGCCGGUAAUGGACAUCGCGAAACAGGACGCCGAAAGUACCGAGCGAAGUGCUCCGCGUAUUGCUGUUUCGAGAAUCGCAAUCGUCGCACUAUGGCGACAGUUCCGGAACUGGUCACGACACGAUAGUUUGUGCUCGAGAAGCUGUGCUGUAUCUCACGCGAUUUUCACUCGCUGAAGUUGAGUCUCGCGCGCGGUUUAUCGUCAGGAGUGCCGAAAGCAAGUCCCGUGCGUUCGGAGUGACAAGCCGUGGAAGAUCGCGGUAUGGACUACCAAGAAUGCCGGUUUGCAGUCUUGUACUCUUCGCCUAAGUGAUUACGGUCGGGAUGGAGUUCAAACCGUUGCGUUCUGUUGUGGAGCCUCCGAAGGGAAAAUUGACACACGUUGCCGUCGCGAACUGUUACGGACGAGCGCCAUCGCGAGAGGAAGAAGCCACCCUGUGUUAUUGUUUACGAGCUGGUCGUGGUGCAUCGUACGUAGAGAAGCAUCGCGCGGUGGCAGCAUGGAGAUGGCAAUGUGCAUCGUGGAGAACGAGACGGAGGGAUCUCGCGGUGAUCGGAAAGAGGGGGGCAAAAGGGGACGCAAGCCUGGAAGGAAGGCGGCGGACAGGGCCGAUAUGAAAGCUAAGCUUGAACGAAGCCGGCAGAGUGCGAGGGAGUGCCGUGCUCGGAAGAAACUGAGAUACCAGUACCUGGAGGAGCUCGUGGCCGACAGAGAGAAGGCGGUGCUCGCUUUGCGGAAGGAACUUGAAAUGUAUCGUCAGUGGGGACACGAAUUGGACGCCGGGCGAUUCCCCGAGGGACUGCAGGCGUUGCUGGAGGAGCAGGGCGCGCUGAAGCGGGAGGAGUCCGGCAACUAAGCGGCGGAAGGAGAGGAAUAAGGAAGUCACGCGGAUCGCGCCGUUUCAUUUGUCUUGUUCCGCGAUCGAAUCCUCUUCCUCUCUCCCCUCGCCCCCCUCCUGUCGUCCCAUAGUCUGGCUUACGUUCCAUCUUUUCUCUUCCACUCUUUCUCCUUGUCACACCGCGGUGUCCUUUUAAAGACGAAUAUUCGACUGUCGAGUUCCGAAUUCACCUUCACUUCACGUCACGUCACGUCACGUCACGUCACGUAACUCGACUCGAUCUUUCUUGAGAACCCCAAGGAUAGGAUCUUCUAUUAUCAUUUCUUCGAACUCUUCACUUGUGCGUCUAACUUUUAGUAAUCGUUACCUCAUGUGCGUUAAAGUGCUUUCCUCCUAUAUGCGUUUUGUUAAUUGCGAGUCGUUACGUUGAUCUUCUUUUUAUUGCCGUUGUUUAAACAACCUCAGUGGAUCGAAUCAAUCGGGCGGUAGGUUUUCGUUUGUACCUCCGUUGCACGAUUGUUACGGUGCGAGAAAGUAACUGUAUAUAUAUAUACACAUGUAUACACACGCGCACACACACACACACACACACACACACACACACACACACACACACACACAUAUACACACAUAUAUAUAUAUAUAUAACUGUUACAUGCCUCAGAAGGGAGAAUGAUCGUUGUGUAUCAUAGAGUCUAUAUUCAGUAUUGUCUGUUUGAAAAGAGCGUCGUUACGUGGAAGCUCGUCGUUGACCGUUAGCCGAUUCGUCUUAAAUUUACCGACACACGGUACUCCUGUAGCAUAAAAGAAUCAACGUUUUGUACGAAUUAUUGCCGAGAUAGUUUAUUCGUACAUGUGUACAAAAUAGUCGAAGAUAAAGCCGAUAUUUUUUGAUGAACACUA
This is a messenger RNA of Odontomachus brunneus, 2015 nucleotides long. It is a transcript of the gene REPTOR-BP, whose product is annotated as REPTOR-binding partner. Bases 774 to 1130 code for a protein of 118 amino acids. Gene Ontology annotation, biological process: regulation of DNA-templated transcription. Gene Ontology annotation, cellular component: nucleus. Gene Ontology annotation, molecular function: DNA-binding transcription factor activity. NCBI's taxonomy places the organism in Eukaryota, Metazoa, Arthropoda, Insecta, Hymenoptera, Formicidae. The transcript is spliced from 5 exons. The record is from RefSeq and is a predicted model, not a curated record.